UUUGUCAUCGCCGGUGUGUCCUAACGUAAGUUAGCUAGCUAGUAGUGUUAAUUUAUAGGUACAUUUUGUUGGCUUUGGUGAUAAACUCGGGUACAAAGGUUAUUUGCUUCGUUUAAUGUUUUAAUUGCUGACAUAAGCUAAACAGGGCAUGGGGGCUAGCUUCAACUGUAUGCUAGGUCACAUUAUCUUUAUUAUCAAUUUAGCAAAUAACGUUAUCACUCUAGAAAAGGUCUAGCCACAGAAAGAAGAGGGGACAUGAUGACAACCGAUGAUAUGGCAUGCAAUGAAUUAAUUAACAUAGAUGUUGACACCCUUGCCCCCCAUGAUUUAAAACAAGAAAAACUCCAACUUUCUGCAACUCUACGAAAGUACUACUCAUUCUGUAAGAGGAGGACAUUUGGUACAUUUGUGGCAUCCAAAAGAGCUUCAACAACAGUUUGGAAUUGCUGUGGCCAGACCUUCAAGGAACUUUCUUCCAUCCAUAAACAUGUGGCAAGGACUCAUGACACUGACAUUCACCAGCUUACCCAGUCCACAUUUGAGGUUUUACUGAGCCAGAUUGAGAAAGAAGCCACUUCACAACAACAAUCAACAGAGAAAGAGCCAGUGGACAUUUCCUCCUGGAUACCUGACACCAGUCACAUCACUGGUGACCAGCUUCACAAUGGCCCAGGCGAGGUUCUUCUGCUCUACUGCUACUGUCAGCUGGCAGAUCCACAGCUCAUCUGUGCUUGGCAAAAGGCCCUUUGUGAAAAACUCCAGUUAACUGGCAAGGUGAGAGUGGCAACUGAGGGGAUCAAUGGAACAGUUGGAGGCACAAAAGUGGCGACUGGCUUGUACAUCAAGGCAAUGUGCUGCCAUCCAAUCUUCAAUAUAAUGGAAAAAGAAGACUUUAAGACCAGCAAUGGGGGUGCAGAGUGUUUUUGUGACCUGAGGGUUGGAGUCUACAAGGAAAUCGUGCCAAUGGGAGUGGACCCUGAUGCCCUCUCCUACAGUCUAGCAGGUACUCAAUUGGAACCUGAAGAAUUCCACAAAGAAGUGGAGGCUCUUUUGUCAAAAGGUGACUCUUGCAAUGAUACAAUACUGCUGGACUGCCGGAACUUCUACGAGAGUAGAAUUGGCCAGUUCAGCCAAUGUUUGGCCCCUAACAUCCGAAAAUUCAGUUACUUCCCCGAUUACGUUGACCAGAACCUUGACCUCUUUCGAGACAAGAAGGUCCUUAUGUACUGUACCGGUGGCAUUCGCUGUGAACGCGGCUCAGCCUAUCUCCACUCAAAACAUGUGUGUAAAGAAGUUUAUCAGCUGAAAGGUGGCAUUCAUAAGUACCUGGAACAAUUCCCUGAGGGCUUCUAUCGCGGCAAACUGUUUGUGUUUGACAAGCGCUUUGCAAUCUCCUCCAACAGUGACAUCAUCUCAGAGUGUAGGUACUGCAAUUCUCCGUGGGACCAGUACCAGCUAUGCUCCACACACUUCUGCUGCCAGCUGGUUCUUUCCUGCUCUGCCUGCAGACAGGGCGGCCACACCGCCUGCUGCCCCAUCUGCCAGACCAAGGGCAAGGGAGAAGAGCCCUCUGCCACACCUCCACAGAGAGAGGAGUGCGAGUGCACAGCCAUGCGGCCCAGGAUCCCCCAGGAUGCAUUGUGAUGUGACAUCACCAGUUAAAAAAAAGUUCAACAGAGCUAAGCAGAGACCUUACCUGGAGCUUAACCCAUUCAUGUAUUUUAAAUGGACAAUCCUUAUUCAAUAGACUCAAAUGCGAUUGUCACCACAAUCGGCUUGUGCCUAUUUUAAUUAAAGUAAUCCUCAACAGA
Molecule: messenger RNA, 1811 nt
Organism: Oncorhynchus tshawytscha (Chinook salmon)
Lineage: Eukaryota; Metazoa; Chordata; Actinopteri; Salmoniformes; Salmonidae
Product: thiosulfate sulfurtransferase/rhodanese-like domain-containing protein 2
Exons: 9
Coding region: 256-1644 (462 amino acids)
Source: RefSeq, a predicted model, not a curated record